This is a messenger RNA of Brassica rapa (field mustard), 1987 nucleotides long. Its product is annotated as nuclear transport factor 2. The record is from RefSeq and is a predicted model, not a curated record. Gene Ontology annotation, molecular function: mRNA binding. Gene Ontology annotation, cellular component: ribonucleoprotein complex; cytosol. NCBI's taxonomy places the organism in Eukaryota, Viridiplantae, Streptophyta, Magnoliopsida, Brassicales, Brassicaceae.
UGAGCCGAUAAUAUAUAGCAGAGACAUUCUUACUAGCACAUAAAAUCCAUACGGAAGCGAUCACUGCAAGUUUAAAGUUCUUUCCAUGCAGCACAUUGGUAUUUCAUGAAUUCGACUUAAAUUAACGAUAAAAAACACGUAACUUUAAAAAUAUCUUCAAAGAUCAUUACUUUUCAAAACUAAGAGCUUGUCAUAAGCCUCCGUAGCAUAGUGGUAUUGCGUUCGCUUCGUAAGCGAAAGGCCGCGAGUUCGAUCCUCGCCGGGGGCUUUUAUUAUUUAUUAUAUUCUUCUAUGCAUUUUGCUUAGUUAUGAAUAUAACAUUUGAAUUCUCUUGUCCAAUAAUUUUACUGUGAAAAUCUGUAGAAAAGCCACUACAGGAGAAUCCCAAUUCUUCUCCUCGGAGAUUUCUAAGUAAAAACCCUAGAAAUAAAAGCCACCACACACAUAUAAUAAUAGUGUAUACUCAUCGCUCGUCUCUGUCUUUCUUCUCUUCAGUCUCAUCUGUUGAGAUUUCUUCUUCUCUUCUCAUCUUCCAAGUUUAUAGAUUCAUCGCAAGUACUCAACCAACUCUUUCGGAGAUUUGAGAUUGGAAUGCGACAAAAUAGAGAGAGAGAGAUGGCACUCGUAGAAUCAAAUGCUCCAUUGGCGGAUCCACACAUUGUUGGGAACGCGUUUGUUCAGAAAUACUACAACCACUUGUACGAAUCACCAUCACAAGUGCAUCGGUUCUAUCUCGAGGACAGUGUUUUAGGGAGGCCUGGUUCUGAUGGAGAGAUGGUCUCUGUCAACUCCUUGAAAGCUAUUAAUGAGCAGAUCAUGUCCUUUGAUUACGAGAACUCAAAGAUUCAGAUUUUGACUGCUGACUCCCAAGCUUCUUACAAGAGUGGAGUUGUUACUUUGGUCACUGGCUUACUCACCGUGAAAGAUGGGGAGAGGAUGAGAUUUUCUCAGUCUUUUUUCCUCGUGCCGCAGAAAGGAAGCUACUUUGUGCUCAACGAUGUGUUUAGGUAUGUCUCUGAUGAGCUUGUUGCUGAACCUGAAGCUAACAAGAAGGAGGUUGAGGAGGAGGUGGAGGUGAUUCCUCAAGUUGCAGAAGCAGUUGCCAUCCCUACUCAACAGACAACUGAAACUUUGGUGAAGGAACCGGCGAGAGCUGUAGAAAAUGUGGAUGCUCCCAAGAAAUCAUUUGCAGUAAUUUCCCCGGCUAAAGUUGGUGCUGCAUUCAACGUCAAAGCUUCUUCUCCUGCAAAGCCUGUUAAGAAGCUGAGCGCUGCUCUUGAGUCCAAAGCUCCUGCGCCUGUUCCCCAAAUCGACCAAUCAGCUGAGGGUGGUUCUAUAUUUGUUGCGAACUUGCCUAUGGAUGCGACACCUGAGCAGCUCAAUGAAACAUUCAAAGGGUUUGGUGUUAUUAGGAAAGAUGCUAUCCAAGUUAGAAGUUACAGGCUAAAGGGAAACUGUUUCGGGUUUGUGACAUUCGAGUCUGCUGAAGCUGUGAAGUUGGUCCUCCAGGCUCACAAGGAGUCAGCAAUAAGAAUCGGGAACAGAAGAGUUUCUAUAGAAGAGAAACGAGGCAACAAUGAGAAUAGCAGACCCUCAUUGAGAAACGGAGGUUACAGGAGCGAGAACGGUUACAGAAACGACGGGUUUAGGCCUAGGGGCUACGGUUUCAACGGAGGAGGAGGAGGCCAUGGAGGAAAUGGAUAUGAGAGAAGAGGAGAAUCACGCAAUGCUGAGGCCAAUAAUAAUGGUGAUGGCAGCAGAGCUUAUCAGAAUGGUUUGGUGAAAUCUAGCCGUGAAAAUGCUCAAGCCAGAGGCUAAAGAGAGUUUUAAAACUCUGUCGUUGUUGUUGUUUUUGCUUUAUUCAUUUGAAAUUGAGAAUCUGAAAGUUUUUAUAGGAAGAGGAGAGAGGUAGAGAUCAGAAGUUUUGUUGACACUCCUUUCACUUGAGAUUUUGAUAAUUUUUUUAACGCCUGAUAUUUUGCUCGCA